CCGGAUGUGACUCAGAAGCAGUUCAGCCCAGAGCGGAGUCUGACUUCUCGGAAGUUACAAAUAGUGACAGUAAAGAUUAAAAUACUGUCAUUUCCAGGCAGAGAAGUGUUAAAGUACUUUCUCUGUCACGUUGGGUCCUUCAAUCUAAUGGCGUAUCCAAAUUACGGCGGGGUUGGCGCCCCGAUGCCGGGGGUCAUGGGAGGAAUGCCCCACCAGGGAGGAAUGCCCCACCAGGGAGGAAUGCCCCACCAGGGAGGAAUGCCACCCCACGGAGGAAUGCCCCCCCAGGGAGGUUACCCCCAGGGAGGAAUGCCCCCCCAGGGAGGUUACCCCCAGGGAGGUUACCCAGGGGUGUACGGGGCCCCACCCCCCCCUGCCAACGACCCCAUGUGGGGUUACUUCACCGCUGUAGCUGGACAGGAUGGAGAGGUUGAUGCAGAAGAGCUCCAGCGGUGUCUGACCCAGGCCGGUUUCACUGGCAGCUACACUCCCUUCAGCUUGGAGACGUGCAAGAUCAUGAUCGCAAGGCUUGAUAAAGACUUUACAGGCAAGAUGGGCUUCAAUGAGUUCAAGGAGUUGUUUGUGGCCCUGAACGGCUGGAAGCAGAACUUCAUGAUGUUUGACCAGGACCGCAGUGGAACCGUUGAACCUCACGAGCUGUCGCAGGCGCUCGGUGCCAUGGGCUACCGCCUGAGCCCUCCGACCCUGAAUGCCGUCAUAAAGCGCUACAACAAAGGGGGCAGGAUCUUCUUCGAUGACUACGUGGCGUGCUGUGUCAAACUGCAAGCUCUCACAGAGAGCUUCAAACGGAGGGACGUCACACAUAUGGGAUCCGUCACCUUCCAGUACGAUGAUUUCAUCCAGUGCACGCUGGCCAUUUAAUCGUCCCCGUCUCCCGACCAGAGGCCGGGGCCUCAGUGCCAGUCAGUCACCCUGCAGGGAGUCAAAGGGCCGUCCGUUUAUUAGCCAGACGGGCCACCAACCACAACAGGGAUGUACUUAUGCUUGUAAUUCUUCUGAUUUAUCUUUGUGAUCUGUGCCACAGUCAAGUUCACACAAUCAUAUAUGCAUGCUGUGUGGAAGAUUGAACUUUUCACUGCUUUUAAAGCCUUUUGUGAGGAAGAUUUCUGACCUUUACAAUUAAAUCCAUAAAUAUUGCAGGUGCUUUACCAACUAUUUUUACUAGCAGCAUUAUUACUCUGCAGGAUGUUGUGACACGUGAUGUGCCAUUGUCGUCUCUUAAAUGUUAACAUGUCAUCUCUUAUAUGUAUAAUGUGCCUCAGUAUCAUGAGUUACCACUGAAUGUAACAGCAGUUGAACUGUUUUCUUCUCGUUUUCAUUUUAUACUUCUGUUUUUAACAUGCACUUAAACCUUUUCUGCAAUAGUUAAGCUCUAAAAAUAGAGCUUGUUAACUUCUAAAAAACUGAGUUGAUGCACGAUAUUGGAUGAGUAAACUCUUUCCAAACCAAGCCAUGUUCUGAUCCUUCCAAUAAACACAUUUUGUAAUCGGUA
Molecule: messenger RNA, 1513 nt
Organism: Cololabis saira (Pacific saury)
Lineage: Eukaryota; Metazoa; Chordata; Actinopteri; Beloniformes; Belonidae
Product: grancalcin-like
Exons: 8
Coding region: 148-882 (244 amino acids)
Molecular function (GO): calcium ion binding
Source: RefSeq, a predicted model, not a curated record